CACGCCUACUAGUCCCACGUCUAAUUUGGACCGGGUGAAACUUACUUUUGUUCCUAUUUCCUGGCUGUUAGCUAUCAGGCUCGUUCGGUGAUAUUAAAUUUGACAUUUAAAUAAAAAUAAAGUCAACUUCACGUACAAAAUUUGGAUUUAAAACCAUGGCAGCAAACACGGCCACUUCUCUGGUGCUGUCCAGCCUGCUGUCAGUGUUGGUGUUUGCAGGCAUGCAGAUGUUCAGUAAACAGCUGGCCUCCUCAGAGUGGUUUACCAUCCUGGGAGGCUUCCUGGGCUCCAUCCUCUUCAUCUGCUCCCUCACCGCUUUUAAUAAUCUGGAAAAUGUGUUUUUUGGGAAAGGAUUCCAAGCCAAGAUUUUCCCAGAGAUUCUGCUGUGUCUUUGCUUGUCCUUGUUUGCAUCUGGUCUUGUCCACCGAGUGUGUGUCACCACCUGCCUCAUCUUCUCCCUCUUCGCCAUCUACUACAUCAACAAGAUAUCCGCCGCCCUCUACCAGGCAGCUGUGCCUUCCGCAGCACCGGCCAAGGUGGCCACCAAGGGGAAGAGGAAGAAUUAAUGGAUGGAAAAACACAACACAAUACACACGAGACAAAAGCUUUCAUUGGCUGAUGUGAGUCCACAAACAAUAGAAAAAUCACAUUCCAUUGUUCGGACAACCUCGCCCAUCCUGUUUUUUUGUAUCCACACAAGUCAAUUUGCUAUUAAACUCCAUGAAAAUCA
Nerophis ophidion (straightnose pipefish) is the source of this 730-nucleotide messenger RNA. RefSeq names its product keratinocyte associated protein 2 (gene krtcap2). The transcript has 5 exons. The record is from RefSeq and is a predicted model, not a curated record. NCBI's taxonomy places the organism in Eukaryota, Metazoa, Chordata, Actinopteri, Syngnathiformes, Syngnathidae. The coding region runs from base 156 to 566 and encodes 136 amino acids.